This is a messenger RNA of Eupeodes corollae, 1265 nucleotides long. RefSeq lists its product as uncharacterized. The transcript has 5 exons. NCBI's taxonomy places the organism in Eukaryota, Metazoa, Arthropoda, Insecta, Diptera, Syrphidae. Bases 218 to 1201 code for a protein of 327 amino acids. The record is from RefSeq and is a predicted model, not a curated record.
UUGGAAUUUUAGUGAAGAUUUGCCUCUUGGCCGUUCGUGUGGUGACUGGGUCUCGUUUUGAUCCACAAAUUUUGUUUUAAAAUUUAACUUAAGUUUAUUUGAACGCGAAGUACUUUUUUCUAUCGAAAAUAAACACAAUAGUUAUAUUUUUGUAAGAUUGAUUCCGACAUCCGAGUCGAAUGAACAUCAAAUUUAGUUUCUUCGCGUGAAGACAUUGAUGAGUGUUAAUAUGAAUAAAUUAUUUAAUAUUUUUUGUUUACAAACGACAUUGGUGAUUCUAUGCGCAAAGUCGGUGUAUCCUGUAAAUGAAAAUGAAGAAAAUUUACUUGAAAACUAUCUUCCAGCGUGUAUGCAAGCAUUAGCCUACUAUAUUGAUUUACUCCAGUAUGAACCAGUGGCAACAACAACAAUUGAGCCACCUUUCUAUUCAGAAGAUGAAUUAACAACUCCAACACCACCUCGAUCCACAACAACUGAAACCACAACAACCAGAAAAUCAACAUCCUCUUGGUUUCAAUCGCCUAGUUGGUGGUCAUCUACAACAACCACUCGAAAACCUAUCCCGACAAGAAAACACAAGCCGGGAUUGUAUGCACCUUUAACAGCUGAUCAGCUUCAUAUCAACCAAGGGAGCAAUAAAAAUCAAUCGAAAGAUUUUGCAAAUACUGAAACACAGGGGUCAACAAAAAUAUCGGAAAAUCAAGACUAUGUUAAACAAGAAACCUUUGAUUACAACAUAUUGAACAUUCUUCCAUUUUCACUGACACGAGACAUUAAGAAGGAACUCGAUGACCAAGAACAAUUGACUGAAGUUGAAAAUUUGGAUAACUUUCUUCGGAGCUAUGAUGAUAAAUAUGGCAAUACAAAUUCUAUUACUGGUAAGAAAAGGGUUCCACCAACAAAGCCUUAUGUGGAGUUUCUCUUGAUAUAUGACCUUUUAAAACGAGAUGCCAAAGCCUUCAAUCUAAGUAAAUAUGAGGGCUAUACGGACAAACUAAUGCAGGACCUUUAUGAACUUUCUAGUUCAUCGGCACAGCGGCAAAUGUAUACACUUCUAAAAAGAAUGCUAGACCGAAAAGAAAUCCAACGUUCGGAUGUGGUAAAUCGUGUACAAAGCUUAGUGAAAGAUUUGGGAAAUGGAAAUAGCGUGAUCUCUAAAUCCUUAAUGUUCUAUCCACCUCUGCAAUUUAUUCCAGUAUAAUUGUUAAGGAGAUCAUAUUUUCAAUAAAACUCUCAUUUAAAGUUCCUCUUUAAGUUAUAAAUUA